CCCGUUAAAAAUAAACCAAUAAACGUAUUGAAUUACAGAAUUACCACUAAUACUGGUUAAAAUUAGUAUUUAUAUGUUUUUUAUAAAUCUGACAACACUGUUUCAAGAUUGCUUGAAGAAAGAUGAAAUAUGACAUACGCUCUAGACUGUAAUUACCUGUUUUAAAAAUUAAAACGUAUUUUGCAAACAGCCACCACGUGCAUGAUUGUUUUGGUUCAGUAUUCUAAAAAAAAAACGUGAUUAUGUGCAAUAAUAAUGUCGACAAACAUUAGCAAACGCAAUUCUGUGCCUUCACGUAUUGUAUCUCCUGAAGAAAAAUUAGAUGCAAUACACAGAGUCCGAAAUGGAGAAACCAAGGCGGCUGUAGCAAGAGAUAUUAACAUUCCUGAAUCUACCCUAAGAGGAUGGUGUAAAAACCAAGAUAAGAUAUCCUACCUAUCGAAGAAGCCAGGAAGGGAUGAAUACCUAGAAUCUAAUAGUAAAAUACCAAAAUUGGAUGCUGAUUUUGAUAUAAAGUUGAAAGAUUACAGUUAUAUGCCUGAUAAAACGAAUCUUGGUAAGACAAAAAACCAAUUAAUACUAAAUACAAGUCCUAUAUUUACCAGUAGUGUGCCAGAAAGGAAAAAGAACAAGGUGGAACUCUCCAGACUUGGUAUGGAACUGGGGUUGAAUAAUCCAGAAAUGUUUUUACCCAAUUUAAACAAUUCUACAAAUGAUGCUACAAAUAAGUUACUUCUGACUCACUGGAACACUCUAUUGCUUCAACAAAUGAAAUAUAAAACCGAAAAUAAUUCAAUCUCAAAUUAUACUAAUGAUAAUGUAUUGGGAACCAUAAAUCAGACAUCAAUUUUAUCAAAAAUUUCAAAUAAUGACCAAUUUCAGAAUGGUUUAGUGCAUCCUCCAGUCAGUAAUAAUGGUUUAAUUUCUAAAAAUGUGCCAUCUGCUAAUUUCAACAUGAACAAUGUAAAUUGUGAUAAAAAUUUUUGGUUUUGGAACUGGUACCAGCAAACAGCUCAUAAUGAGCAACAAACAAAACCUAUUUCAUACCAACAACUUACAAAACAAGCACAAAAAAAUGUUACAUCCAAUGACCAAAAUGCAAGAAAUCUAUGUAUUCGUGAUAUUAAUAAUAAGACUGAAAUUAGAUGUAGAUCUGUUUUAGAUAAUUUAUUUAAUAAUAGUAAUUUGCCAUCUAACAAUGAAGAGACUGAAGAAAAUACUCUAAGCCAUCAAGAAGCCAUCCAACAUGGUGAGAAGUUUUUGAGAUGGUUGGAAGCUCAUAAUGGACCAUCAUUUACUGCUGUACAGAUAAUGCAGUUUAAGACACUUCUCAACAAUGUAAAAAGUGGUAUUGACAAAAAGAAAUGUGAUAUAGUUCAUAAAUCAAAGGCUAAGAGGAAGUAAAUAAUAAGUAUUUGAAUGUGACAAGGCUGUUUUAGCUGCAAACCAAAUUUACUUUUCGAUUUCCAUCAUGUUCCUAUAAGAAUUGAUAGCCAAUUUAUCUUGUUAUCAGGGUUGCCACCCUUUUGACAAGUGAAAAAAAUGACAAUGAUGCUGACAGUAGUGAACUUCUAAAAAAAAGGUUGUCAAGCUGAAAGAAAGAAAUCCUCCUCCUCAUACUGAGCUUCUAAAAAAAGAUCCUCAGCUUAAUUCAUUUUUGUACAAACCAUGUCAUGUCCCUUCCAACAUUAUGUACUGUCAGUAAAAAAGACAUUUUUGUCUGGGGUAAAAGAGGACAUUUGCCAUAAAAAGGACAUUUUAAGCUUAAAAAGUCACAAGGACAUUUUGCUUCAAAAAAAGGACAGGUGGCAACCCUACUUGUUAUAGUUAUG
Molecule: messenger RNA, 1832 nt
Organism: Psylliodes chrysocephalus
Lineage: Eukaryota; Metazoa; Arthropoda; Insecta; Coleoptera; Chrysomelidae
Source: the annotation of a GenBank genome assembly